AUGCCUAGUCGCAUUAAUCUUCACAAAAGGUUAAUCACAAGCAAGUUUUUGGAGGAGAAAGCUAUAGGCGACCAGGGACAGAAAUUUCCAAAUAUCUCGAAGGGAGGGGCUAGAGCUGAAACUACAGCUCGUGGUUGGUUCUGCUACAUGCAACCCCAAAGUCCAUUAUCAGAGCAGAUGUCAAAUUAUGGCCAUCGACAAUUCGAUUCGAUCACAAUCUUGAGCUCGAAACUUAAUGCAUACCAGUGA
This is a messenger RNA of Botrytis porri, 249 nucleotides long. RefSeq lists its product as uncharacterized. The transcript has 3 exons. Bases 1 to 249 code for a protein of 82 amino acids. The record is from RefSeq and is a predicted model, not a curated record. Lineage: Eukaryota; Fungi; Ascomycota; Leotiomycetes; Helotiales; Sclerotiniaceae.